Molecule: messenger RNA, 1346 nt
Organism: Myotis brandtii (Brandt's bat)
Lineage: Eukaryota; Metazoa; Chordata; Mammalia; Chiroptera; Vespertilionidae
Gene: B3GAT2
Product: beta-1,3-glucuronyltransferase 2
Exons: 6
Coding region: 1-714 (237 amino acids)
Biological process (GO): carbohydrate metabolic process; chondroitin sulfate proteoglycan biosynthetic process
Cellular component (GO): Golgi membrane
Molecular function (GO): galactosylgalactosylxylosylprotein 3-beta-glucuronosyltransferase activity
Source: RefSeq, a predicted model, not a curated record
AUGGCAUAUUCCUCAAACCAGAAGCUUCCAUACUCCAAAAGCCCAGAAGACUCCUAUUCUAGCCGGUCCAAACAGAGACCCUUAGUUUUGUCUCCCCUACAGUUUCUGGACAAUGAGGGUGUGAUCGUAAAGGGCUGGGAUGCCCACUGCCACUCUCUUCAGAGCCUGGGGUUGAGGUCCUGGGAGAACGGACAAAAGCUGGCAGAAGGCAAGAAUUCCUACAAAGCUUUCCUGGAUCUUUGUAGCACUGGUAGAGAGAGGAAGCGCGCGCAGCCCGGCGUGCUCUUCUUCGCCGACGACGACAACACCUACAGUCUGGAACUCUUCCAGGAGAUGCGAACCACACGCAAGGUCUCUGUCUGGCCAGUGGGCCUGGUUGGCGGGCGACGCUAUGAACGUCCGUUGGUGGAAAAUGGCAAAGUCGUUGGUUGGUACACCGGCUGGAGAGCAGACAGGCCUUUUGCCAUCGACAUGGCAGGAUUUGCUGUAAGCCUUCAAGUCAUCUUGUCCAAUCCAAAAGCUGUAUUUAAGCGCCGUGGAUCCCAGCCAGGGAUGCAAGAAUCUGACUUUCUAAAACAGAUAACAACUGUUGAAGAACUGGAACCGAAAGCAAAUAACUGCACCAAGGUCCUUGUGUGGCACACUCGCACUGAGAAGGUCAAUCUAGCCAACGAGCCCAAGUACCACCUGGACACAGUGAAGAUCGAGGUGUAACUGGGAGCAGCAGUGGGUGUGGAAGAGGACGUUUGGAGGUUAGGCUACAGAGCAUUCAGGUAUUGUUCAUUUUACUUCAGUACAACAGCCUUUAUUGACAUCUGAUGGACAUCUGUUUAAACAGAGCUUGUCAGUUAACAUAAGCUAAUCAGCUGGUAUAAAAUGUGUUUCUGUCUUCAUUUGUUCUGCAUGUUUUCUCUACAACUAAACUGGAAGAUCUUUGUACAGUAUAACUAAUGACACUGCAGGUACCAUUUUUAGUAUCUUAUAUACUUUUCUUUUUUCCCCCCCAUUUGGCCUUAUAACUGGUAGAACUGAACAGGUUUUAGAAACAGAUGACAAGUAUUUUGUCCCCAAUUCCUGACUUAACAACAUUAAUUUAUGUAAGGUUGGUGGCAGUAUAUACUGUAGGAAAUGAAACCCACAAAAAAAGUCUAUGGAUUCAUCUAUUUAAUAUAGGGAUAGAACAUUUUGUCAAUACUAGGCACCAUAAAAUGUAAACACAAUUACUGUCAUAAACCUGGAUAUACCUUCAAGGACUGAAAGUGGCUUUGUUUAGUUACCCUGUUUGCAUAUAGUGCAGAGAAAGGUCGUCAUAUUAGCACUAUGUACAUAAGAGGAGAUCCAAAUUA